This is a messenger RNA of Cucurbita moschata (crookneck pumpkin), 2934 nucleotides long. RefSeq lists its product as uncharacterized. Bases 37 to 2493 code for a protein of 818 amino acids. The transcript has 11 exons. The record is from RefSeq and is a predicted model, not a curated record. Lineage: Eukaryota; Viridiplantae; Streptophyta; Magnoliopsida; Cucurbitales; Cucurbitaceae.
ACCUCAAUAUUAUCUGGGCCCAUAUUCAAAUAUCCGAUGCGACCCGACCCGGUUCGCACCAGGGAGCACACAGACGGUGGGUUUACAGAAGGGAAGAAAGAGAAUGGAGGUGAUUGGAUGGCCUCACCAUCGUCUUCUCCGUCGUACCUGAAUUCAACCCGUGGCCUUCUCGCUUGCUUGGAUUUGAACGAGAAACACGCCGAGAGUAUGAAGGAGAUGGAGACUGAAUGGAUCAUGGAUGUUCCCGAUACACCUGAUCGGUUAGCUGCCAGACAAAGUAAUGGUGGACAUUUUGUUCAAACUGAGACUGAUUCAUCUUUAUCUAAUCGUUUAAGAAACCCUGAUUUCAUGACAGAAAAGGGGAUGAAUGGCAUGAAGGGCCUGGGGGUGCUUGUCAGUGAAAAUGUGGAUGAGUUGAGAUUAGAUAGUAGUUCCAAAAAUAUUCCUGGUGAGAAUUUCAAGGGUCAUAGAAACACCAUUGUUCUUUCACCGGGAGAUGAUUCAGCAUUGAAAAAUAAUCUGUUACUUAGAAAAGGUGGAAGGGAAAAAUAUUCAUAUCAGGGGCCGAAACGUUUUAUUUGCCCUCGUCGCUUGGAUAAAGGGAUAACUAUAUCUGUUGACUCUCCUUCCAAACCACCACCUUGUCAAGAAAAUCCUCAAACGUUUAAUCGUAAUGUGUCUAAGGACUGUAAGAUUGAAAACACAUCAAAUGAACAGUCUGCACGUUACAUACCAAUUUCUCCAAAGAAACCCAACAUGAACAUUAAAGGGAAGGAAAAGGUUGUUGAGGAAUCAUUCCAAGAUGUUGGUUUAUCCAUGAUUCAUAGAAAGGGAGUUGAAAAAUCCAAUAACACUAAUACUCGACAUGAGAAGCAAGUUUUGGGUCAUCGUCAGUUUGCUAGCUCCCCUAGAGCUACUGGGCACAAGAGGUUGGUACGGAAUGGUUGUAUCUCACCUCAUAAUGUUACAAUAAGAGCAAAGAAUUUAUCUGAGCAGUGUGAAAAGAGUUCUAGAGCUGUUGAUGAGAACAAUUUGAGGAACAUGCCAUCAAACAGUCCAUCUUGUCCGAUAGAUAUAAAUGAUAUAGUUGCUGAAGACAAUCGUAGUAGCAAAGAUAAGGGAAAGGGGAUUAUGCGUCAGCCUUCUGUAUCACAUGAUAAUGAUUAUGUCAGAGUUAUUUCUGCUUCUAGCAGUGACACGGAAAAGGCUGUUGGAGCUAAUCCAGCCCGAACGUCCAGAUUAGGUACAUCUGAAUGUUUUGAAGAAGUAGGUGUUUGGAGAAGAACACAUAAUCAUUCAAGGAAAGGGAUUGCCUUGUCUAAUCCAUCUGGGAGUUCUUUUAAGAAGAUAGAUAACGUUGGAAGGUUUUCUAAUGGAAAAACUGAAAUUUUCAUGGAGAGACAAAUCCCUAGUGGGCAAGAACAUGUAGCAGAAACUGAUUGUGCAGGAAAUGGUGAUACAUCUCAAAGGGCUUCCAGCAUUGUACCCAAAAUAGAACAAACUAUUGUACCGAUGCAUGUUGAAAGCAAACUAAACAAAAAACAAAGGAAACAUGGAUCAACUUCACAAAUUAAUACUUCAUGCCCCAUUCCAGAUGUCGUGUACCUUGGUACGUCUGAGGAGUCUUCAAACUCAAGGUCAACUAGACUCCAGAGUCGAAGAAUUCGUGAUAGUUUGAAUGAAGUUAUUGAGGUUGAUGAGUUGUCACCUGAAAUGAGACACCCUGUCUCCCAGAAUGUUGGCAGCUUAAAUGAUAACACCUCAGAUGCUAGGGCAAGACAACUUGAAGCUGAUGAGAUGUUGGCUCGUGAACUUCAGGAGCAACUAUAUCAGGAGAUCCCUAUUGGAGGAGAAGAGAUUGAUGAACAUUUAGCUAUGGCACUGCAGCAGGUGGAGCAUGGACAUUUUGCACCCUCCCGCCAGACUUACAGUAGUCAGAGGGGCUCACUGGUAGCACAGGCGAAUAGACGAACUCGAUCUCAAUCUUCACAAAACUCUUCUAAUAUAACACGGACUCGAGUAACCCACUCUACACGUAUGGCACAGAUGAGGAAUCAAUUUUUUGGUGGCUCUCAUAGAGUGUCAACUAGACAAAGGAAUGUUAAUUUUCCUGUGCAUAUGGAUUUGGAUAUGAGACUUGAUAUAUUGGAAGCUCUGGAGGCUGCGGUUGGAGAAAUGGAAGAUGCAAGAAUGAAUAGGGACAUCUUGCACAGCCGGCGUGAUUUCAACGAGAACGAUUAUGAAAUGCUGCUAUCCCUUGACGAGAACAAUCACCGCCAUGCUGGUGCAUCGACUAACCGGAUUAAUAGUUUGCCACAAUCUACAGUACAGACUGACAGCAUGGAAGACCCUUGUGCUAUUUGUCUCGAUACGCCAGCCAUCGGAGAUGUCAUUCGCCAUCUACCUUGCUUACACAAAUUUCAUAAAGAUUGUAUUGAUCCAUGGCUACAGAGGCGAACGUCAUGCCCGGUUUGUAAGUCGUCAAUCACCUGAUAUUAACGGCGAUUUCAGGCCUAUUACAAAUCAGCACACACACUCAUACUCUUUUGUGGAACCAAGCCUGUUAGAAUAUUUUGUGCUUGAACUCUCGGUCGGAAGCGUAAGACUUCAAAGGUGCAAUUCUCCAUUGGGGAACGAAGAAAGCUUCCCAGCCUGAGCCUGAAUGAGGAGUGGGCAUGGUGAAGAUUCAUAGUAUGUAUUGACAGGUUCUUAUACUUUAUAAGUUAAGGCAUUGCCAUUGAGCAGGAAAAGCUAAUUAUUAUACCAAACCUGUGAAAUAUAUUGGUGGCCAUAUAGUUUAGUUGCUUGGGCUGCACAAAAUUUAACAGGAAGACUAUGCAUAGUGCAAUUAACCAUUCAUGUAAAACUGCAACUUUUACCAUCAUCUCCCUAGUAAACUUUAUUCGGAAUGAAUGUACUACCAUGGUUUAUAUC